GUGUGCAUCCUGACGCGCGCGCGCGCCCUGGAGAGACUUUUUCCCCUCCCGUGUGAAAAUGUCCGGUUGGAGCAUGGUCCACGUCGCACCCGCCGGAGCUUAUGGAAUAUAGCCUGCUUCGCGCACAUCAUCCGUAUGCUCUGUCAGCGAGUCCUGUGAGGCGGAAGCUCGCGCUAUUCGGCAUCAUGCUCGUGCUGUGGCUCUACGUGCUGUACUCGUGCGUGGGCUCGUGCGCCACCGUGCCGAGUUUACGCGCGGACCGGCGCCGGCCCGAGGACGCGGGCUUAAGGUCGGGAAUCGGGUCCCGGUUAGUUCCACAAGCGCGCGCCUGGGAGGACUACGACCAAACGGGCGUCGGGGUGUUUUCUAGAGACUUGAACAACGUCAAAAGCGACGACGUGACGGAUGUCAGGACGUUUCCUCGAAAUGUCUUGAAAGGCAACGAGGCCGAGACGGAGACCGAGCGGCGGGGAGGAGACGCGGCAGGAGAGCGGAGGUCCCCGGUACACAGCGGCGGCUUGUCCACUUUCUCCAACGGCUCCGGGACCAAGCGGCUGCCGCAGGCCAUUAUCGUAGGGGUGAAGAAAGGCGGCACGCGCGCGCUGCUCGAGUUUCUCCGCGUGCACCCGGACGUGAGAGCGGCGGGAGCCGAACCGCACUUUUUCGACCGUUUCUAUGACAACGGAUUGGAGUGGUACAGAGACCUGAUGCCCAAGACCCUGGAUGGUCAGAUCACCAUGGAGAAGACGCCCAGCUACUUUGUGACCCGUGAAGCUCCAGCUCGGAUCUACUCCAUGUCACGGUCCACCAAGCUCAUAGUGGUGGUGAGGGAUCCGGUCACCAGGGCCAUCUCAGACUACACACAGACACUGUCCAAAAAGCCAGACAUUCCCUCCUUUGAGAGCCUGACGUUCAAAAACAGGACUACAGGCCUUAUCGACACCUCAUGGAGCGCCAUCCAGAUCGGCAUCUACGCCAAGCACCUAGACAACUGGCUCCAGUUCUUCCCCAUGCGUCAGAUCCUGUUUGUGAGCGGCGAACGGCUGAUCAGUGACCCAGCUGGAGAGCUCGGCCGUGUGCAGGACUUCCUGGGCCUCAAGCGGAUCAUCACCGACAAACACUUCUAUUUCAAUCAGACCAAGGGCUUUCCAUGCCUGAAGAAGGCUGAAGGAAGCAGCAAGCCUCACUGUCUGGGCAAAACCAAAGGCCGAACACACCCCAACAUCAACCCCGCGGUGGUGCAGAGGUUACGAGACUUCUAUCGGCCCUUUAAUAUGAAGUUCUACCAGAUGACUGGACACAACUUUGGUUGGGAUUGAAAGUGAACUACAAAAACUGAAAACUAUCUGUGUUAGUAAUGGCAAAAGAUGUGACAAUUGCUAUCUAUCUAUCUAUAUAUAUAUGUAAAUGUACAGAAAUCUAUUUUAUAAUAAUUUAUUUUUUAAUUUUUAAGCAAUUAAUUCACUAAGCUGCCUAACCAUAUUUGUACAGUGCAUCUGGCUCACAUUUACACCCCUGCCCCACAACAUUCCUACUUUUUUUUUCCUUCCCCCCUGCCCUCCCCCACCAUAUAACAAUGGUUGGUUCAAUAGACGUAAUUGCUACUCACAGUGUCCUUGAUUAAUGCAUAGAGUAUUUCUCUUUUCAGUCUUUUUAUUUUCUUCUAGCAUCAUGCAAUAUGAAUGGGCAUUUUAUCAGUGGAGCAAUUGUGUGGUGGGAUACACUGAGGCUACAUGUCAUUAUGCUAAUUAUAUAACAUAUGUACCUGAUUAGAUCUCUCAGAUCUCGUUGCAUCUCGGGAUAAUGAGGAGAAUCAGAUUGGGUCUGUGCCAGAGAUGCUAUCAUGCAGAUGGUGUGAUAUGAUGUAAAGUGUAGUCAGAAGACGUUAUGAUUCCUCUAUCAUAUGAUCUGAAAGUGGACCAGACCAAUCAGCAUUUAAAUCUCAGUAAUGAGCAUACCACAUAUUCUGAUUCAUCCUUUUCAGGGUCGAUCUCAAUCAAUUUCUUGUUGCCAAAUUAUCUCGCAAGUUUGAAACUUCAUUAUAAAGCCUCAAAUCCUUUUUUUUUUUUUUUUGUCUCUGUUUGUUUUGCAAAUUUUAGACCUCGUUUUCUCUUUCUACUUGAAUUCUUUUUAUGCAAGAGGGAGAAACUGUCUCGCUAGCCAUCUGUUAUAUAUCAUAUAGCCUCCAAGAUGAGAGAAAGAUCUCAGCAUAGCCCUGCUCUCCUUAGUCUCCUUAAUCUGCUACUCCUUAGUCUAAUGGAAACAGUGAUUCGGGAUAAACUCCUAACUUGUCCACGUUGUGUCUAAUUCUUUAAUGCAAAACAUUAUGCAAAAGGCAUGAGCAGAUAUACUAGUAGUAGUGCGGUAGUGUGGAGGGAUUGGGUUGAGUUUGAAGAUUAUAACUUAGGAAGAUUUUGAAAUAAUAUCGAGCAAAAGAGUCGUUCUCUAGAUCAGCAGAGGAAAUUUAGUUUUGAAGCCUUGAAUCACUUAAACAUUGUGAAAGUCCUGUACUGAGGAAAGCGCUAUAU
Messenger RNA from Ictalurus furcatus (blue catfish), 2528 nucleotides. RefSeq names its product heparan sulfate glucosamine 3-O-sulfotransferase 3B1-like. Gene Ontology annotation, molecular function: [heparan sulfate]-glucosamine 3-sulfotransferase activity. The transcript has 2 exons. The record is from RefSeq and is a predicted model, not a curated record. Bases 102 to 1319 code for a protein of 405 amino acids. NCBI's taxonomy places the organism in Eukaryota, Metazoa, Chordata, Actinopteri, Siluriformes, Ictaluridae.